AUGUUAUUGGUGGCAACGAAUCAAGAUACAUUGAGAAGAAAAAUUCAAACAGAUAAUCGUGAUCUCCAUUUUCGGCUCAUUCAAGACGGAACAUGGAUCGGAUCUUACCUUAACUGCUUUGCAUCGUGUCUUGGAUGGGUGGAUGCUGGUGCAGAAGGUCAAGGUGCAACAAGUCUCGUACUUCUGGCAUUACUGCAUUUUCCAAAAGAAAAUCGUCUUAAUGUUGAAAAAUAUUUGACAAAAGGAUUCAUCAACAUGUUCAAACCUGAUCAAGUUAUUACAAUCCCACUUAAAGGCUUCGAAAUCUAA
Messenger RNA from Didymodactylos carnosus, 309 nucleotides. The record is from the annotation of a GenBank genome assembly. Lineage: Eukaryota; Metazoa; Rotifera; Eurotatoria; Philodinida; Philodinidae.